This is a messenger RNA of Closterium sp. Naga37s-1, 3189 nucleotides long. The record is from the annotation of a GenBank genome assembly. Lineage: Eukaryota; Viridiplantae; Streptophyta; Zygnematophyceae; Desmidiales; Closteriaceae.
AUGAAAAGGGCGUCGCUGAAAGCGCGGCAGCAGACGUACCAACAAACGCCCGAGGAGACUGACCAACUCGAUACCAUUCUGGAUCUCGAGCUUCAGAGCACGUUCGACGUACCUCCACGCCACUACGAGCUGAUCUUCCUGGUGCAUGAGGGGCGCACAGACGAGACUCCCGCCAUCAUUGAGAAGAUCACAGAGAUGGUGAAGGAUGCUCGAGGCACAGUGUGGAGGGUGAACGACUGGGGCAUGAGGCGGCUGGCAUAUCGCAUUCAGAAGACGUGGCAGGCGCAGUAUAUUCUCAUGAACAUCGAGGUGCCAUCAGAUAAGAUCGCAGCGAUUGAGAAGGUGCUCCUGCAGGAUGAGAGGGUCAUUCGGCACCUUGUGUCGAAGCAGGACAAAGCGGAGAGGAAAAAUUACCCCGCUCCGGUGAUGUACAAUGCGGUUGGGAGCGGUGGGGAUGAGUCGGAUGAUGAGGAAGAGGAGGAUGAGGACGAGGAGGACGACGAAGAGGAUUGGGAGGAUGAGGAUGAGGAAGAGGAGGAUGAGGAGGAAGAGGAAGAGGGAGAGGAGGGGAGCGAGGGAAAGAGGUUACCAGCAGAGGAUAAGGCGGAGAGGAAAAAUUACCCCGCUCCGGUGAUGUACAAUGCGGUUGGGAGCGGUGGGGAUGGGUCGGAUGAUGAGGAGGAUGAGGAGGAUGAGGAGGAUGAGGAUGAGGAAGAGGAGGAGGAGGAGGAGGAGGAUGAAGAGGGGGAGGAGGAGAGCGAGGGAAAGAGGUUACCAGCAGAGAUCGACCCGUCAGUGCUUCAGUUUCAGAACCAGAAGCUGAGUCAGCAGCUGGAGGUCCAGAAAGAGCGAAUCCAUGAAUUGGAGUCGCGGUUCGAGGAUCUCAAGGCACGGCAGUCAGACUACGACGACACACUCAUGACAGUCAACAGCGCGUGGAACCAGCUAGUUGACGAUCUGGAGAUUCUGGCAGUUAAGGCGAAUGCUGGGCUUAACGGUCUUCAGCAAAUGUCUAACGCCACUCCCCUUGAAGAUAGAGGGGAUUCAGAUGGUCCUUCAGAAAGCAUUUUUCUUCGGAAGCUGUUACAAGCGAGUCCGAAGGUCGAGGAUGAAGGCAAUGCGAGGAAGAAGCUUCAUUCCGCGUUACAAGCUCGGAGCUCGCAAACGUAUAAGGUUCUCAAGUGCAUAGUGCAAGCCGUCGAUCAACAAAGACUACGAAACGAGGAAUUGGCAGUUUCGUUGAAAAAAAGUCUAAGUUCAGACGAAGCUGCAGAGCUCCUAAGAUCGACGCAUGAGGAGUUCAGAUCCGAAGUGUCGCACAUGCGAGCCAAGAUGGACGAGAUGCAUCUGCAGCACAGAAGCCUGUCGCUGGAGCUCUCGGAAAUUCGGGACUUGAACGCCAAGAGCCAGGCUGAAGUCCGGAGAGUUUCAGAUCAUCUGGAGGAUACCCUCAUGCAGCUGGAAUCGACGAGGCGGAAACUCGUCGCGGCGAAGCAGUCAGCUUCGUCGUCUGGGCCCGGCGCGUUUCCCGCGUCCCCGUCGCUUGUGAAGUCGGAUUCGAGAGACGGGGGGCAGGAGAGUAGGAUUGCGUCUGGGGAGGCCCGUGAGCUGGGAGCCGCACUUGAGGAAGCGAAGAAGCUUUCCGCUCAACGCUUGACCGAGAUUGAGGACAAGCAACAGACGAUACUGGAACUGAAUCAGAAGCUACGAGAGUAUCAGUCAGCGUCAGAGGACGAGCAGCGCAUCAAGUCGUCACGGCCCUACUCGAUUCUGGCGGAGCAGCUCAUCGCAGCCAGAGCAGAAGCUGAGAGGAACCGGUUGAUUCUAGAGCAGCUGCAAAGGGAGCGGGAUGCGAGCAGCCUGCGCGAGAAGGACAUGGCGUUCCGCGCGGAGGCGGGCGAUGCUGCGCGGAGGGCGUGCCAGCUGGCGGAGGCGAGGGUGGAGGAGCUAGAGAAGAAGCUGGAGCACGCGUGCAGGGAGCGCGACGUGCUGCAGCAGCGCUUGGAAGAGGCGCACUCAUCAUUGGGGAGGAAGGAGACGGUAGCGGAGCUCAAGGUGAUGAUAGCAACGCUGCACAAGGAGAUGAGCAUGAUGCAGGCGCAGCUCACCAAGCAUAAAGACGCAUCGCAGCAGCUCAUCACUCUCCGCGCCGACAACGAGUCCCUCAAGUCCAUUCUCAGUAGAAAGGCGAAAGAGAUAGAGCAACUAGGAAAACGAAUUUUGUCGCAAGCGUCAGAGCAGAAGGCGUUGAAGGCAGAGGUGGUGCAAUUGAAGAGCUCCGAGUGCGAGCUACAGAUGUUCAUGGACAUGUUCGAACGGGAAUCCACUGAUACCAGAGACAUGAAGGAAGUGAAAUCAGCGGAGGUGCGCGCGUUGGCGCAAGUGCAGCAGCUGCGCGCGGAGCUGGACGAGCACGGGCUGGCAUUGAGAGUGAAGGCCGCGAACGAGGCGGAGGCCGCUUGCCAGCAGCGGCUGGUGGCAGCAGAGGCGGAGAUCAGCCAGCUGCGGCAACAGCUGGACGAGACGGAGAAGAGAAUAGUGGAGCUGCAAGAAACAGUGAAGGCGAAGGAGGAGGAGGGAGAAGCGUACAUAACCGAGAUAGAGACCAUAGGAGCGGCCUACGAGGAGAUGCAGUCGCAGAACCGGCGGCUGCUGCAGCAGAUAUCGGAGAGGGACGAGUACAACACGCAGCUCAUAGCGGAGGGCGUCAAGGCCCGGCAGCUGCAGGCGUCGCUGCAGGCGGAGAAGCAGAGCAUGGAGACGCGCAUGCAGCACGCUACUGCUGCCGCGGACGUGCACAAGCAGCGGGUGGUGCGGUUGGAAGAGCAGGUGAAGGCGGCGUGGGAGCAGCUGGGGAAGGCGGUGGAGGAUGCGAGGGGCAUGGCGGGCAGUGUGGAGGCGGGCAAGAGGAAGCAGGCGGACAUGGAGCGGGAGACGGCGGCUGCUAGAGAGGCGAUGGAGGGGCUUCAGAAGGAUCUGACUGCGCGGAACACACAGAUGGUGGAGGUGGAGGAGAAACUGGAGAGUGAAAGGAACAAGCGGAGGCGAGUGGAGGAGGAGAGGGACUCUUUGUCGGCACGGCUGGCGAGGCUGGGGCAGUCGAUGGAGCGGGGAGGGGGGUCAGGGGGCCCAUCGGUGGAGCAGUUGCAGGAGGAGCUGCGGCAAUACAAGUCGAUCAUGAAGUGGUGA